Gossypium arboreum is the source of this 665-nucleotide messenger RNA. RefSeq names its product UPF0057 membrane protein At4g30660-like. Gene Ontology annotation, cellular component: membrane. Lineage: Eukaryota; Viridiplantae; Streptophyta; Magnoliopsida; Malvales; Malvaceae. The transcript is spliced from 2 exons. The record is from RefSeq and is a predicted model, not a curated record. The coding region runs from base 238 to 468 and encodes 76 amino acids.
UAAUCACGAAAAAUGGACGAUCCAGAAUGCCUGUGAUUGAAGAUUAUUAUUAGCAUCAUUAUAUUUUUUUUCCCCGUGAAAGUUUCCACGAAAACGAGCGAUCUGUUAUUAUUUGUUUUCAUCUCCAUAAACUGACAUCCAAUCUCAGAAAAACUCUUGGGAGUAAAAAGGUUCUUUGUUUUCUGUGAUUUGUUUAAUUUAAUCACUUUAGUUUAAUCUUGAAAACACCCACCAGACAUGCCUUCACGUUGCGAAAUUUGCUGCGAACUGUUGAUCGCCAUUUUGCUCCCUCCUUUAGGAGUUUGCUUAAGGCACGGUUGUUGCACUGCAGAGUUCUGCAUUUGUCUAGUGUUAACGAUACUGGGAUAUAUACCAGGGAUAAUCUAUGCUCUUUACGCCAUUGUUUAUGUGGAUCGGGAUGAGUACUUCGACGAGUACCGGCGUCCACUUUAUUAUUCCAAUGCUUAGCUACCACCCCAACAACCCUUCUUCAAUUAUCUCUCUCUUUUUUGUUCUUUGUUGGAUUUUAAAAGUGCUUGUUUUUAAUUUAAUUUCACUUUUGCUGGUUUUGCUUUAAUCAUGUGUGUGUGUGAAAUGAUGUAUAAUAGCAACAUGUCACUGUUUUUCCUUGGAUUUUGAGUUUAAGCCUUGGGAUGAGAUAAAAA